Molecule: messenger RNA, 1272 nt
Organism: Amorphotheca resinae ATCC 22711
Lineage: Eukaryota; Fungi; Ascomycota; Leotiomycetes; Helotiales; Amorphothecaceae
Exons: 3
Coding region: 1-1272 (423 amino acids)
Biological process (GO): meiotic attachment of telomere to nuclear envelope; mitotic telomere tethering at nuclear periphery
Cellular component (GO): nuclear membrane complex Bqt3-Bqt4
Molecular function (GO): DNA binding
Source: RefSeq, a predicted model, not a curated record
AUGGCUCCCAAUCGCCAUCUGCCCGCGAAGGUCAAUCCUCUGAUGACCGAGGAGAUCCCAGCAUAUGAGGUUCUCGUCGCCCGCCGACGCCUGGGCCAGACAGACCUCUCCUCCAAGGCUGGUCAAGUCGGAACGUCCAGUGCUACGAAGCCAAAGAAUUUGGGUACAUUCGACUACGCGCACCUGCGUGCCCCGCUUCCUAAGAACAUCGUGUCUGGGAUUUUUAAGCCGUCGCCUACGUCGUAUUUCCUCAUGCGCCGCAGUCGCGAUGGAUAUAUCAGUGCUACAGGAAUGUUCAAGGCAACUUUCCCAUGGGCCGAGGUUGCCGAGGAAGAGAUGGAACGCAAGUACAUCAAGAGCCUCGAGUCGACAAGCCCGGACGAGACGGCUGGUAAUGUAUGGAUUCCCCCGCAACAUGCGCUCGAGCUCGCUGCAGAGUAUGGCAUCCUCCCCUGGAUCCAGGCUCUCCUGGACCAUGCGCCUAUUGAGGUGAAUCCUACGAAGGACGCUACGCCGAAGUCGAUAUCCCCGCCUCCAAAAUUCCUCAUGCCACAAGAAACGUUUGCUGCGCCUUCCCCAACCCGUCGCUCACGCCGAUCUGCAUCGCCAAGCAAAAUGGCAUCCCCAAGGAAGACAGCUGGAGCAACUCGACCUCGAAGGACCAAGGCAGGCUCAGUAGAGCCCUCUACCAAGGCUGCCACCAAGGACCUAGAGCAGGCUAUUGCUGACACUGAUGGCUCUGAGGUUGACCUCAAGACGUCUGAGAAGGUGGUAGAGAAGAUCGAAGAGACGACAGAAGAGAAGACGGAGGAGAAGCCAGAAGAGAAGAGAGAGGAGGUAGAGGAGAAGACGGAAGAGAAGGCUGAGGAAGCUGUUGCUCGCGUCACUGUUGAUACGGAUGUCGAAGUCAAGGGUGACGUCGAGACUACUCACACACACGUGGAAGUUGAGAUGCCAGCUGGUUUGCCCGAGGCGCCAUCGCCAGAGGAUACGCAAGCCAUGAUUGCUAAAGCGAAGGAGAUGGUCGCAGAAGCUACAAAGAGCUCGAACGCUGCAGGCCCGAGUAAUGUUGUUAGGAAGCGAAAGGCAGAAGAAGUCGAGGAAGACGAGGACGAGGAGAAGGACGAAAGUGCGGACAAAGCCGCCCCAGCAAAGAAAGCCAAGGUAGAAUCAGAACUCAAGAAGGAGAAAGUGAAGACGCGGGCUCUGAUUGGAAUCAGUGCCACUCUAGCAAUUGGUGCUGCCAUCCAAUACGCGUUUACCAUAAUUUGA